GUCGUCGCACCGCAACUCGCACGACCGCACUCGCGCGCUCAAUCAGCUGUUCUCGACACGACUCCGCGAGGAAACUCGAGCCCUAGAUAAGCCGCUGUGCGGUGUAGCAUGGAGCUGUUGUGCGCGGAACGCGUGAGUCCCGGCAGCGAGCGGGCGAAGGCCGGGCCGACGCCCGCCGCCGCCGCCGAUCCCGUGCUGCUGCGCCGGCGCGUGCUGGACAACCUAUUGCGAACCGAGGAGCGCUACGCCGUCACCGCCAAUUACUUCGGCACCGUGCAGACCGAGAUCACCCCUCAUAUGCGCCGAGUGGUCGCCGAGUGGAUGUUAGAGGUCUGCGAAGAUCAAAACUGUCAGGAAGAGGUGUUUACACUGGCGAUGUCCUACCUAGAUCGCUUCCUUAGUACCUGCACGGUUGGGAAAAGUCAGCUCCAACUACUGGGCACGGCCUGUUUGCUGCUAGCGUCCAAGCUACGGGAACCAAGUUCGCGAGGCCUCCCUGCAGAUUUACUGGUCUUCUACACGGCAAACAGCAUUACGAUUUCGGAUUUAUGCAGCUGGGAAUUGCUUGUGCUGUCGAAACUGAAAUGGGACGUCGCAGGAGUGACGGCUCACGAUUUUCUGCCACUCCUGAUAUCACGACUGCCACUCCGAGGUGGACGUGUCACCAGUGAAAUGGUGCAGAGGCACGCCCAGACCUUCAUCACGGUAGCUGUGCGAGAUUACGAGUUCACGUUAUACUCGGCCAGCACACUUGCGGCGUGCAGCAUUGCGGCUGCUUUGCGAGGCCUGGAAUUGGACGGCCACCUGCCUCGAUUACAUGAACUGACAGGCAUCGACUUGGACUGCUUACAAACAUGCCUGGAGCAAAUUGAGGAGCUGGUGCAGGGUUUGAUUGAACGUGUAGUGUCUGUCCCAAACGGACAGAGCCGGGAGGCGUCAGGCUGGACGCCUCCUCCGACCCAAGACAAGCCCCACAAUAACGCUGCCACACCCACCGACGUCAGAGAUGUCCACUUCUGAAAUUGUGGCCCCGAGUAAAUACAAUCGUGGGCCGUCGCUUUAACUUCGGUGCAGUACGAAAAUACUAUAAACUAGAACAUUUGAACGGUGUUUCCGUGAUCGAGGACUGAUACCAAGACUGACAAUGUGUCUAACAUAAGUACCUACUACUUAUCGUGUAUAAUGUUAAUUUAAGAACGAAGUUUAUCUUAAUAGUUGACGUCGUUUGGCCCUUUGUGCUUCUUGUAAAAUAUCGGAGGAUAUUAAUCACCGAUACAAUUUUCUCUUAGUUCAUAAUAGGUAUCUUGAAAUUACGAUCUACCUCUUUAUUUAUAGGAAACAAUUUUCAUUAUCGCCUGAAACGAUAAUACGAUACAUUUAUUAUUUUAUAUAAGGUUUUGCUAAUAGAUAAUCAAACUAUCUAAUCUAACUAACAAUUAUAACGAAAUUGUUACAUCAAAAGUCACGGGACCAAAGUUAAUUCUUCGUAGAGAGAACAUACGAGAUCCACUUAAUGAAGUAUUUCGUAUUGCAGACAUAUAUUAUUAUAUUCUUCCCAAAUAACAGUAAAAGUAUAUCGGGGGAAAGCAAUUUGUUACGCUUGAAAGUGGCAACUUUAAAUAUUAUAUUCAAGAUUUAAAAUACAUUACAUACACUUGCUAUUAAUAUACAGUAUAUAUAUAUAUAGAUUAUUUGAUAUAUCAUAGUAGAAGGACAAGGGCUACAUGAAAGUUAUAUUAUUUAUAAGACGACAAAAUAAAGAUAGUUCUUAAAUUGUUCAGAAUCGUUGUUCCUUUAUGACACUGAACCAACAAGUAGUUUUAAGUGCCUAAUAUAUAAUGUGAUAGUUUAACUAACAGUUUAAACUUGAUUUCAUAGUCACUUCCAGUCAUAAUAUGUUAACGUAGGAGUACUAUGUUCUGUUGUAAGGUAAUAUAAGCAAAAUCUGAAAUAAAAGAAUUGUGAUUCAAUUAUUAUUAAUAGAAUAUAUUAGAUUUAGUGUUUCCAUACAAUAUUGUUCCUAAUACUUUGACUUUGGAAAUGGUUAAACACGCGGCAUGAGAUAUUAGAACUAGGUUUUCGUACUUAAUGGUUCUAAUCUGUUCUAGAUUUAAGUUUAACUUUAAAAUGUGAUAGAUUCCACAGAUAUUAUACUAGAUUUUAUUGUGUGUAAGUACGGGUGGCGUAGUUAGCUAACUUUAAGAUUGCUAUAAGUCGUGUGCAUUUAAAAGAAUUAGUUAUUUUGAAUAAUUUUGUCCAACGUCUUCCAUAUUGUAAGCUUCGAAUGGAGCCGCAGCACGGCUCACUUAUAUUUUUGAUAGGUCUCUACUUUAACAUUUUCUCUAUUUUAAUGGGUUAACUUUGUAAAUAUGAAACUGUACAUAUAAAGUAUAUUUGCUCUAAGCAUUUGGUGCCAUAAGUGAAAUGACUAUUAAGUAUUCCUUAUAAUCGAUAUUAAUGAGCGACCUAACAUAACGAAUAUAUCGUUUCACAGAAUAACAGCUUUUAUAUCUUAGUAUUAUAUUAUUUGUGAAACUGGGGAAACGAUUCGCUUAGUCUUGACCUAGAUUUAUUUUUGCUUUUGGCUUUGGAUAGGCUUUAAGCUUUUAGUUUAGAUUAUAAGUUCGAGGAAUAUAUUAAGCAAUAAGUACUGAACGUGGAAGUAGUCUCACGACUGACGUGAUCUUAAAAAUUUGCGCACAUUGAAUAUUUCUAAGCUGAAUGUGGUUUGACACUGAUUUGAUUUUGUGAUGUAUUUUUAAGUAUAUUAUCUGUAAUAAACGUUCGUUGACUUUAAUAUGUUGUAGAUAAUAAAAAUCUGCAAUAAAAAUGUUCAAAAUUAA
Molecule: messenger RNA, 2843 nt
Organism: Pieris brassicae (large cabbage white)
Lineage: Eukaryota; Metazoa; Arthropoda; Insecta; Lepidoptera; Pieridae
Product: G1/S-specific cyclin-D3
Exons: 5
Coding region: 109-1020 (303 amino acids)
Biological process (GO): regulation of cyclin-dependent protein serine/threonine kinase activity; mitotic cell cycle phase transition; positive regulation of G1/S transition of mitotic cell cycle
Cellular component (GO): cytoplasm; nucleus; cyclin-dependent protein kinase holoenzyme complex
Molecular function (GO): cyclin-dependent protein serine/threonine kinase regulator activity
Source: RefSeq, a predicted model, not a curated record